AUCCUCCACUAUGGGAUGGAGAUGACUCCCAGGAAAACCUUGGAAGUCACAUGAUGACGAUGCCAGCCCUUUUGUCAGCCAUUGUGGAAGAGGAACAUCGUCCUGACGCAUUCAUCUAACCGCAAUUGUAUUUGAGUCCCUGAAGGAUGGCUGCCGUGUUGGGGGACGCCCUCAUGGUGGUCAGAGGCCUUGUCAAGCUGGCCCAGGCGGCCGUGGAAACCCACCUGCAGCACCUGGGCUUCGGCGGGGAGCUUGUCAUGGCGGCCAGGGCCCUGCAGUCCACAGCCUUGGAGCAGUUCGGCUCCGUCUUCGGGGAGGCGCAGGACUGGGAUAAACAUGAAGAGCCUCACCCUGAGAGCGUCGACAACCCUGAAGCAGAGAGCUACUUCUCAGGGCCAGGGGCAGCGGGAGACUCGGCAGGUGUCUCUGCAGCCUUCUCUCCUGAGCAUCCGUCCCCUCUGUCCCUGGAUCAGACCCACAGCGAGGGCCCGGCUCCUGCCUAUGUGGGCAGCGGACCCUUUAGGGAAGCCGGGCUCCCGGGUCAGGCCGCCGCCCCUCUGGGCAGGAUGAGCAGGAAGCUCUUCGUACAGCCUGGAGACCCCUUCUCUCCCAUGGACUUCCAGCGGAGGUUCUUCCACCAGGACCAGUCCCCUGUGGGGGGCCUCACAGCUGAGGACAUUGAGAAGGCCCGGCAGGCCAAGGCUCACCCCAAGAGCAAGCCUCACAAGCAGAUGCUCAGUGAGCGGGCUCGGGAGCGGAAGGUGCCGGUUACGCGGAUUGGACGGUUGGCCAACUUUGGGGGUCUGGCCGUGGGUCUGGGCUUCGGGGCACUGGCCGAGGUUGCCAAGAAGAGCCUUCGUUCUGAGGACUCCUCAGGGAAGAAAGCCGUCCUGGAUUCCAGCCCCUUCCUGUCGGAGGCCAACGCCGAGCGCAUAGUGAGGACGCUGUGCAAGGUGCGCGGAGCUGCCCUCAAGCUGGGCCAGAUGUUGAGCAUCCAGGAUGAUGCUUUCAUCAACCCCCAUCUGGCCAAGAUCUUUGAGCGUGUGAGACAGAGUGCCGACUUCAUGCCACUGAAACAGAUGACGAAAACUCUCAACAGUGACCUGGGUCCCAACUGGAGGGACAAGUUGGAAUACUUUGAGGAACGGCCCUUUGCAGCCGCCUCCAUUGGGCAGGUGCACCUGGCUCGCAUGAAGGGAGGCCGCGAGGUGGCCAUGAAGAUCCAGUACCCCGGUGUGGCCCAGAGCAUCAACAGUGAUGUCAACAAUCUCAUGGCUGUACUGAACAUGAGCAACAUGCUUCCAGAAGGCCUGUUCCCUGAGCACCUGAUCGAUGUGCUGCGGCGAGAGCUGGCCCUUGAGUGUGACUACCAGAGAGAGGCCGCCUGUGCCAAGAAAUUCAGGGAGCUGCUGAAGGACCACCCCUUCUUCUACGUGCCUGAGAUUGUGGACGAGCUCUGCAGUCCCCAUGUGCUGACCACAGAGCUGGUGUCUGGCUUCCCCCUGGACCAGGCUGAAGAACUGAGCCAGGAGAUUCGGAAUGAGAUCUGCUACAACAUCCUCGUUCUUUGCCUGCGCGAGCUGUUUGAGUUUCACUUCAUGCAGACAGACCCCAACUGGUCCAACUUCUUUUAUGACCCCCAGCAGCACAAGGUGGCUCUUCUGGACUUCGGGGCAACUCGGGAAUAUGACAGAUCCUUCACUGACCUCUACAUUCAGAUCAUCAAGGCUGCUGCUGACAGGGACAGAGAGACUGUGCUGAAGAAAUCCAUAGAGAUGAAAUUCCUCUCUGGCUAUGAGGUCAAGGCCAUGGAAGACGCCCACUUGGACGCCAUCCUCAUCCUAGGGGAGGCCUUUGCCUCAGAGGAGCCCUUUGACUUUGGCACCCAGAGUACCACGGAGAAGAUCCACAACCUGAUCCCCAUCAUGCUGAAGCACCGCCUCAUCCCCCCACCUGAGGAGACCUACUCCCUGCACAGGAAGAUGGGGGGCUCUUUCCUCAUCUGCUCCAAGCUGAAGGCCCGCUUCCCCUGUAAAGCCAUGUUCGAGGAGGCCUACAGCAACUACUGCAAGAGGCAGGCCGUGCAGCAGUAGCCUCUGGACGGGGCUUUCCUCAUGUGAACGUUAACCAGAAGAUGAGAGAGUAGUCUUCUCCAAUCCCCACCACCAAAAAACAAACAAAAAACCCCAUAAAACCAAAACCAAAACAGAGAAGUGUUUUUGGAUUUUUUUUAACUGUGUACUCUAAGGCUUUUGCAUAUGUGUUUCUAGAAUGAGGUUUGUGUUUUCUGCCCUUUUCCUCUCCAGUUUGUGAUCUGGAGCUAGAAGGAGGAACUGACCCUGAAGAGUGCCAAAAAGUCCUAUUUCAACAGGUGACGCCCAAGCCUGCAGCCUUGCUGGUUCUUAGGUGAUUCUGACGCCCAAGCCUGCAGCCUUGCUGGUUCUUAGGUGAUUCUGACAAGUGAAUGUUACCAGGGAACUUCUGCCCCAUGUGGGAGACAGAGGCAGCAGAAGAGGAAGAGAAAGCGAGAUAAACACGGCCUUUUCUUCUGUGCUGGACUAAGGCAGGGUGGGGGAAGGGCCCUUCUGCACCAGGAGCCUUUGCUGAAGAUGUGCAGGUGUCACCCAGUUAUGCCCGAAGGGUCAUCACAGGCUCUCUUAAUUUUUGUACAGUUCUUGUAAAUUGUCUGAUUUACUUGUUUCAAUUAAAAAAAAAAAGUGCUUGUAAAAAGUG
Molecule: messenger RNA, 2733 nt
Organism: Choloepus didactylus (southern two-toed sloth)
Lineage: Eukaryota; Metazoa; Chordata; Mammalia; Pilosa; Megalonychidae
Gene: COQ8A
Product: coenzyme Q8A
Exons: 16
Coding region: 147-2093 (648 amino acids)
Biological process (GO): ubiquinone biosynthetic process
Cellular component (GO): extrinsic component of mitochondrial inner membrane
Molecular function (GO): kinase activity
Source: RefSeq, a predicted model, not a curated record